AUGUGCCCAUUCUUCCGCUCCUCUCUUCAUCGCCACCCGUCCCGGCACAGGAUCCUGGACUCGGGCAUCACAGCUUUCAUGGAGAUCGGUCUUGACCCGGGCAUAGACCACCUCUUGGCGAUGGAGUGCUUCGACGAGAUCCGCGAACAUGCUGGCACCAUCACUAUGUACAAGUCGUAUACCGGCGGUCUGCCAGCCCCAGAGUUCUCCGACAACCCCUUGCGGUACAAGUUCAGCUGGAGUCCCGAGGCGGCGCUUUCGACGGCACUGAACGGAGCCAAAUACCUCAAGAAUGGACAUGUAAGUGUGCGCAUACCGAGGCAUGCGACGACAUCUUUUCAGGCAGCCAAGCGAUUGAAUAAACUUUGUGCGACUUUGAAAAUGCUUCUCGCCGAACGGAAUGAGUCAACCGUUUCAAAGACAAUUGCCAGGCCUGCUACACUUUAG
Protopolystoma xenopodis is the source of this 447-nucleotide messenger RNA. Lineage: Eukaryota; Metazoa; Platyhelminthes; Monogenea; Polystomatidea; Polystomatidae. The record is from the annotation of a GenBank genome assembly.